Penicillium alfredii is the source of this 1650-nucleotide messenger RNA. RefSeq lists its product as uncharacterized. Lineage: Eukaryota; Fungi; Ascomycota; Eurotiomycetes; Eurotiales; Aspergillaceae. The transcript has a single exon. Gene Ontology annotation, molecular function: protein binding. The coding region runs from base 1 to 1650 and encodes 549 amino acids. The record is from RefSeq and is a predicted model, not a curated record.
AUGGAAACUGAUAUUUGGAUUUCGCCUUCUCAGGAGCUUGAGAGUAGCUACUGUCCUCCCAUCGACUCGGCACUGUUUGCUGCGAUAGUCUCCGACUAUGACCUGACCGUUUCCUCUCAGGUCCAGGAUCUGUGUGAUACGCUUAAUCUUCUCAAGGACUCUGCGCUGCAGCAGGAAAACCUUCCCUUUGACCCCUCAGGCACCGCCAAUCUUUACCAGGCCGAUGGUGACCCAUCCUUGACCCCGCCUGAGCACACGCCCUCGCUCAAUGGGCAUGAUACCUCCCAACUCCUGACUACUGCUACUGAAAGCAGUGACAGGACUCUCCAGAACACGAGCCAUGGUACGUCUCGCACUGCAUACACGGUCACGGCCGAUGGCUCACUGCAGCUGUCUGGCGCCACACAUGAGGACAAAGUCAAUUCUCUGCGAGAGAUGUUCCCAAAUACCUCGCAUUUUGAUACAGAGCAGACACUGCAAAGGUGUGGCAAUGACAUCAGCAAGUCCAUGGAUGUCCUAUUGAAUCAUGCAUUCUUCGAUGAGGCUCAGGAUACCGAUGGCGACAGCCAGAUCUCUAUUCCCAAGGGAAUUGAUGGCUUCCUGGCAGAGGAGGGAUAUGACUUUGGUGGCAAAAAGGGGCGCAAAAACAAGCGCAGUAAAAAAAAAAAGCUUCAACUUGAGGCAUCUGCCAGAUAUGGGGAUGCCCCCACUGACCAGCUCAACACAUGGGAGACCGCCAAGAGGGACAUCGACUUUAUUUCCUCUCGAAUAACUGCUCUCACGCGGGAGAAAGUGGCAUCUGCCUAUCACGCAAACUCAAUGUCCUCGUCCGCCACCAUCAGAGCACUUGCACUUGCUCAUGGUCCAAAGAGCACCAAAGACAUUGAGAGUGACUCGGUGAUGGAAGCUCAGCUUGCCGAGCUCUCCCAUGAAUUCCCUGGCCUUUCCGCAACCACUGUCGUUGGGCUGCUCAAAGUAACCCAGAACAUGAUCUCGGCAGCGAGUGAAUUGGCCACUGUUAUGGUGCGUGAGCCAUCCCCAACUCCGGUCUCUGACUUGAUCCAAUUCAAGUCAGCUCCACCCGUCCUAGAAGAAGAGGGGUCCGAGAUCGUCGCAUCCUCCGGUAAGCGUGGAGCGAGUUCUCGGAUGGGCGGGAGCUAUGAGCAGGAGCAGACGGCGGCCGGGGCUCACUUCUCAGCCGGAAAUGAGGCGUACUCCCAAGCCUCCCAGGCUGCUCGGCGUGCUCGAUCGAACCAUCUCUACGCUGGUGCCGCGGCCUACUACCAUCAAGUGAGGCGAGAGCAACAAGCAUUGGGGCGGAGCCACAAUGCGGCAGCCUCAGACCGACUGGUGGAUGGCCAGUCCACGGACUAUCAACUCGACCUCCACGGCGUGACUGUCCAGAACGCCGUUCGCAUCGCCCGCGAGCGAGUCGAGGCGUGGUGGGACUCUUUGGGCGACCUCAAGCAUGUGCGUGGAGGUGGCAAGAACGUGCAUGGAGGGUUCAAAAUCAUCACCGGCCGCGGUCAGCACAGCCGAGAUGGCACCUCCCGUCUUGGCCCUUCCGUCAGCAAGAUGCUGGUCAGCGAGGGGUGGCGAGUGGAGGUGGAGCGAGGAUUCCUUGUGGUGGUUGGGGUGGCUCGACGAUGA